Lampris incognitus (smalleye Pacific opah) is the source of this 12411-nucleotide messenger RNA. RefSeq names its product zinc finger homeobox 4 (gene zfhx4). Bases 267 to 11396 code for a protein of 3709 amino acids. Lineage: Eukaryota; Metazoa; Chordata; Actinopteri; Lampriformes; Lampridae. Gene Ontology annotation, biological process: regulation of transcription by RNA polymerase II. Gene Ontology annotation, cellular component: nucleus. The transcript is spliced from 13 exons. The record is from RefSeq and is a predicted model, not a curated record. Gene Ontology annotation, molecular function: RNA polymerase II cis-regulatory region sequence-specific DNA binding; zinc ion binding; DNA-binding transcription factor activity, RNA polymerase II-specific.
AGCCGUCGACACGUCGUCCGCCGACCGGAUCCAAAGGAUAGCUCUCUAGCGCUUUGACAUUUGUAUUUUUUUCUACCCUUUUCCCAUUAUAAAGUUGGAGGAUUAUUAUUUUCCCUGUUUUUGUCUUUUUUUGUUGUCAAAUUACACAAGACACUGGAUGUGACUUUGUAUUAUAAACCAAAAGCGAGAGACGAAGCGGUGGGAACGGCGGGGGAAGAAAGUCCCUGUUAGGUUGGAUGAGAUGAUAUCCCUAUGUAGUGGUCGUCAUGGCAACUUGUGACUCACCCCCUAUGGUGUCCUCACGGCAGCCGGAACAUGGUGGCCAGAAGUUGGACGCUGCUGCUGAGGACAACUCUGUCGUCGCCAUGGAGACCAGUGUCGCCCAAAGCAACAAUGCCAACAACAACCGAUUGUCGCCUGUUAUCACCAUAGCUGGAGAGCCUGAAAACGGCCUCGGAGAGUCCGCUGUGAGCCCACUUAGGACCACUGCUACCCCCACCACUGUUAGUGUUAGUACAACCACCGGCCCUGUGAUCGAACAGAGCCGGAGAGAAAGCUUUACUACCGGGAACAACGGGAGUGUUACCGGGACUUUAACAGGAGCAGGAGGAGGUGCAGCUUUGGGUUCGGACUGUUCUGCCCCAGCCACCUCUCCGGUGGCACCUGUGAAGGAGAUUCCCUGCAACGAAUGUUCCAGCUCCUUCUCUAGUUUACAGAAAUACAUGGAGCACCACUGCCCCAACACCCGCCUGCCUAACGCAGGAAGUCAUGAAGAAGAGGAGGAGGAGAUUGACGGGGUGGAGGAGAGCGAUGUGGAGAACCUGUGCGGCGAGAUUGUCUACCAGCCCGAUGGCUCUGCCUUCAUCCUGGAGGACUCCAAAGAGCAGCGCGGCAGCCAGGGGGAGAUCUCUGCAGCUCUCCGAGUCAGGGGAUUGCUGUCCUCCCAAACUUUCCCCCAUGCCCAGGUCAGCAGUGGCCAGAGCGGCCUGAGCCCUGCAGGGGAGCAGUUAGAGCAGCCUGCUGCACCCAUGUCCUUCUACCCCCAGAUCAUCAACACCUUCCAUAUCGCCUCAUCCCUGGGGGGCAAAUCCCUGGUGGUCGACCACCCCUCCUUCCCAAAUACCUCAGCUGGAGGGCUGGUCGGCGCCGGUCCUGUGUUGCACAGUUUCCGUGUCUACGACCUCCGCCACAAGGGUGACAAAGACUAUCUGACGGCGGAUGGCGCAGCCAAAAACUCCUGUGUGUCCAAAGAUGUCCCCAACAAUGUUGACUUGUCCAAGUUUGAGGGCUGUGUGGCCGAUGGGCGACGGAAGCCUGUGCUGAUGUGUUUCCUGUGCAAGCUGUCAUUUGGUUACAGCCGCUCCUUCGUGACACAUGCCGUCCAUGACCACCGUAUGACCCUGAACGAGCAGGAGCAGAAGCUGCUGAGCAACAAGCACGUCUCCGCCAUCAUCCAGGGCAUCGGCAAGGACAAAGAACCUCUUAUAAGCUUUCUGGAACCAAAAACACCCCCGAACUCUGUGCUACCCCACUUUCCCACACCUGCCAACUUUCUUGGGCCUGAUCCGGGGCUCCGAGGCUUGUGGAACGCUUUUCACAAUAGUGGGGAGAAUGCUGAUCCUCUCCAUGCAGGCUUUGCCUUCUUGAAGGGCAGCGCCAGCAGCUCCUCCAAAGACCAAAACCCCAGAACCCAAUCCAUGCCAAAGGCCGAGACCAACCCAAACCUCGGGGGAAGGGCCGGUGCCCACAGAACCUCUGAUGGGAGUUCUGCUGCUGCCGCUGCUAUCAGCAGCCUGGAGGGCCGGGACUCUGAUAGUGACUGCAAGGGCCACACUAGGGACACACGCACUUUGUGUCCCAAUGGGCCCGACCUGAGCCAGUACCCGCCGAUCAAGCGGGAGCCCAGUGCAGUAGGAGGAGAGAGCCCGGACCAGGAUGAUGACGCUUACUCCAAUGGAGGAGGAGUAGAAAUGGAAGCAGAGGAGGAGGAGGAGCAGACCAUUAACAUGGUGAUGACAGGUAAACGGGCCAACAGCACCAGUAGCAAAGAUUUCCCUCUCUUAAACCAAAGCAUUUCCCCCCUGUCCAACAGUGUGCUGAAGCACAACAGUGACAGCAAAGGCCCUGCAUCCUCCUGUUCUUCCUCCCUGGCUGUGUGUGAGGAGCUUGAGAUGGACAAGAGCAGUUUGUCUGCUGCCUUGGCAGCAGCCAGAGACCGGGAGAGCAGCAAUGACUCCACCAGCGAAGCCCUGGCAGGCCGGGAUGGAUCCUCACCCUUCUCCCAUCCCCUUGACAUGAUGAUUAUGCGCAGAGAUGAUGAGAGUCCGGGGCCACUUCACCAACACGCGGGAAAUCCCGGUACCCCUGGAACCCCUGGGACCCCCGGUACCCCAGGUCCUGGUGAGGGGUCUCCAGGUAGUGGGGUGGAGUGUCCCAAAUGUGACACAGUCCUGGGAUCAUCACGGUCUCUAGGUGGUCAUAUGACUAUGAUGCACUCGCGAAACUCAUGCAAAACGCUGAAAUGCCCCAAGUGUAACUGGCACUACAAGUACCAGCAGACACUGGACGCACACAUGAAGGAGAAACACCCUGAGUCUGGCGGGUCGUGUGUGUACUGCCGUACUGGCCAGCCUCACCCACGUUUAGCUAGAGGCGAGAGCUACACCUGUGGAUACAAGCCCUUUCGCUGUGAGGUAUGCAACUACUCUACCACCACCAAGGGCAACCUGAGCAUCCACAUGCAGUCAGACAAGCAUUUGAACAACGUACAGACACUCCAGAACGGUGGCAGUGAGGCCCAGUACAACCACAACCACAACCACAACCAUGCCAAUCCAGUGCCAAGCGCCAGUCUGGGUGGUGGCUGUGGUGCGCCUUCACCAUCCAAGCCCAAACAGAAGCCCACUUGGCGCUGUGAGGUGUGUGACUAUGAGACCAACGUGGCACGAAACCUGCGCAUCCAUAUGACUAGUGAGAAACACAUGCACAACAUGAUGCUGCUGCAGCAGAACAUGAAGCAGAUCCAGCACAGCCUCCAUCUCGGCCUCGCCCCAGCCGAAGCAGAGCUCUACCAAUACUACCUGGCCCAGAACAUGGGCCUGGCCGGUGUCAAGCUGGAGAAUCCGGCAAAUGCUGGCGCUCCGGAGACCCAGAUGAUGAUUAACCCGUUCCAGUUAGACCCCGGAGCUGCUGCUGCGCUAGGAUCUGGCCUAUUGAAUAAUGAUCUGUCAGCGGAGUUGCGUCUGGCCAGCGGUCAGCUGAUGACAGAUGACCUAUCGUUGCUCACCUCGGGCGGGAUGGGGGGCAUGUCCACAUCGGACCCCUCCUCCCUCUCCUCCCUGUCGCCGCCCAUCAGUGACCCUUCACUGCGCCUCUACCAGUGUGCCGUAUGUAACCGCUACUCCACGGACAGCCUGGAGGCGCUCAACGCCCACGUCAACGCUGAGCGCUCCCUGCCGGAGGAAGAGUGGCGCUGUUUGGUGGGCGACGUUUACCAGUGCAAGCUGUGCAGCUACAACACGCAGCUCAAAGCCAACUUUCAGCUGCACUGCAAGACAGACAAGCACAUGCAGAAGCACCAGCUAGUGGCCCACAUCAAGGAGGGAGGCAAGGCCAACCAGUGGAGGUUAAAAUGCGUUGCCAUUGGCAACCCAGUGCAUCUCAAGUGCAAUGCCUGCGACUACUACAGCAACAGCGUGGAUAAGCUGCGGCUACACGCCACCAACCAGAGGCACGAGGCCGCCAUCCGCCUCUACAAGAGGACGCAGGUGAAGACGGCGAGGGUCCUCCUCGCUCAUCCUCCAGGCCUGGGCUCAACCUUGCAGACCGAGAUCCGGUGGACACCAAGCGAACUGACAGCUACAAUAGGGCCUGCUGAGUGGUUUCGUGGGAGUUUGGGGUUCAGAGUGUGGCACUGUAAUGUUAUCAGGCGACCAGGAGGAUUGAAUGCCAUGCCUAAAGAGGUGACUGGACCUAACACUAUGGCCAAACGCUCCCACCUGCCAGAUCGACAGAUUGACAACCCGCCCAAAAGGCCCAAAUCAGCAGAGGGGAAGACAUCCACCAAUGAACAGGUGCAGCAGUGUCCCUACUGCAACUACAGCAGUAAAGAUGCCAAUCGCAUGCAGCUUCAUGUGAUGUCACAACAUUCCAUGCAACCAGUGAUCCGCUGCCCGCUAUGCCAGGAUGUCCUGAGCAACAAGAUUCACCUGCAGCUGCACCUUACCCACCUACACAGUGUGGCUCCUGACUGUGUAGAAAAACUGAUACUGACUGUUGUGGGACCUGACACAGUGACCCCAAAUAACAUAAUGCAUCCUCCUCCUGGACAAGACAAAGCCCUUUCACUUAUAGACUCUUCUUCUGCUCUGUCUGAUGGAUCUGGAAAGUCCCAAGGACACAGCUCAAAGGAUGAGCUGAACAUACAGGACAAGAAUGAAUUAGAUCUCCAGAGUGAGGAACUCAAGCCCCCUAAGGAGGCCUCAGAUGCCCCAGACUGGAAAAGAACCAGUGGGCUCGGACGUGACAACAAGUCUCCUGACACCUUACAGGACCAUCUGAGUGAGCUUCAAAGACUUCAGCAACAACAACAGCAGCUCUCCGUCUCUGAUCGGCAUGUCUACAAAUAUCGCUGCAACCACUGUAGCCUGGCCUUCAAGACCAUGCAGAAGCUUCAGAUACAUUCCCAGUACCAUGCUAUCAGAGCAGCCACCAUGUGCAGCCUCUGUCAGCGCAGCUUCAGGACUUUCCUGGCCCUCAGGAAGCACUUGGAGAACGGACAUCCUGAGCUGAGUGAGGCCGAGGUGCAGCAACUUAUAGGUAGUCUGCCACUGAAUGGGGACAUCACUGAGAGUGAAGCCAGGGCCUUGGAGGAAGCUCAGGCCUUUGACCAUGACUUGGACAAAGAUGAUGAAAUGGACCAGGAGGAGAAGCCUAGCCCCACUGGAAGUGACAGCAGCUCAUUGCUGGAUGACAUGGGAGCAGAGCCAAAACGAACCCUACCUUUCAGAAAAGGGCCUAACUUCACCAUGGAGAAAUUUCUUGACCCUUCCCGUCCCUACAAGUGCACAGUGUGUAAGGAGUCCUUCACCCAAAAGAAUAUCCUCCUCGUACAUUAUAACUCAGUCUCCCAUCUGCACAAGCUGAAGAAGGUCCUCCAAGAAGCAUCAAGUCCAAUUCCACAAGAGACAAGCAACAACAUUGACAACAAACCAUUCAAAUGCAAUAUUUGCAAUGUUGCCUACAGCCAAAGCUCAACCCUUGAGAUUCAUAUGAGGUCUGUGCUCCACCAGACCAAAGCCAGAACAGCCAAAACUGAAACAAGCAGUAGCAGCAGCAUUGGUACCAGUGGCCCAGCGCCACCAAAGAGCCCUGCCCCAUCCACACAAGGGAACAGCAACAGCUCAGACACUGCUAGAAGUGAAACACCCUCUACUAAUAAAGAAAAUGCUGUGGAAGCCAAAGAAGCAAACAGCAACAACAACACAAAACAAAGCACGACUACUGACCAUGUAUCAGCACAGGCAACCAGCCACCAACCGGCUCAGUCCUCAGCCCAACUGCAAAUGCAGCUUCAACAUGAGCUGCAGCAAGCAGCCUUCUUCCAGCCACAGUUCCUCAACCCUGCUUUCUUCCCCCACUUUCCUAUGACUCCAGAGGCACUGCUUCAAUUCCAACAACCUCAGUUCCUCUUCCCUUUCUACAUCCCUGGAGCAGAGUUCAACCUUAGCCCGGAGUUGGCUUUACACUCAGCAGCAGCUUUUGGGAUGCCUGGCCUCACUGGAUCUUUCCUGGAGGACUUGAAGCAGCAGAUGCAGCAGCAGCACCAGCUGCAGCAAGCUCAGCAACAGGCUCAGCAGCAACAGCAGCAACAGCAACAACAACAACAACAGCAGCAACAGCAGCAGCAGCAAGCCUCUCAGACACAGUCACAGCUUCAACAACAGAAAAACCAGCAACUCCAGAGCCACAAACCCAAACUGGAGCCUAGUGCUGUAUCAGUCUCUGACAUCCAGAUGUCCAGAGAGGCAGAAGAACACCUUGAAAAACAAGAGAACAGAGCAAAGAUGGAGAAUGGAGGUGACGGAGUCAGUGAUCCAGGAAAAGACAACAAAGAUUCCAAAAAGUUAAAGUUUCCAGAGCCAUUGAUUCCCCCUCCACGUAUUGUAUCAGGAGCAAGGGGCAAUGCAGCCAAAGCACUACUUGAAAACUUUGGAUUUGAGCUGGUCAUCCAGUACAAUGAAAACAGACAGAAAAACCAGAAGAAGAAUAAAGAUGGGCUUGAGCAAGUGGAUAUAAACACUGAUAAGCUUGAGUGUGGGAUGUGUGGAAAGCUGUUUUCCAACAUGCUUAUUCUCAAAAGCCACCAAGAGCACGUGCAUAGCCAGUUUUUCCCCUAUGUGGAACUGGAGAAGUUUGCCCAGCAGUAUAGAGAGGCCUAUGACAAACUUUACCCCAUAAACCCUGCUUCACCUGAGACUCCACCACCACCACCCCCUCCACCUCCUCCUCCCCCACCCCCUGCACCUGCCCCAGUUACAGCUCCUCAGCCUCCUUCUACAUCCAUGACAAAGCCUCAAACCCCUGCUCCGUCACCUGUGUCUGUUCCACACCAGGCCCCUCUCCAGACACCUCACCAGGCACCACCACCCCAGCCACCACCACCUCCUCCACCUCCUCCAGCACCCUCUCCCCAGGUACAACUUCCCGUCCCCUUAGAUUUGCCCCUCUUCCCUCCUCUGAUGAUGCAGUCUGUCCAGCAUCCAGGCCUUCCUCCUCAGCUAGCUCUCCAGCUGCCUACCAUGGAUUCUCUGCCUACAGACCUGACACAGCUCUGCCAGCAGCAACUGGGCCUUGACCCAAACUUCCUGCGUCAGUCACAGUUCAAGCGCCCACGCACCCGUAUAACUGAUGACCAGUUGAAGAUCCUUCGCUCUCAUUUUGACAUCAACAACUCCCCCAAUGAAGAGCAGAUCCAGGAGAUGUCAGAGAAAUCUGGCCUGCCUCAGAAAGUUAUCAAGCACUGGUUCCGUAACACUCUCUUUAAAGAGAGGCAGCGAAGCAAAGACUCUCCCUACAACUUUAGUAUCCCCCCCAUCACUACUUUAGAUGAUUUACGAAUGGAACCCCAGAUGAACGCACUAGAAUACUAUCGAUCUGACUCGACCAUGAACAAGAGGUCCUCAAGGACCAGAUUCACUGAUUACCAGUUGAGAGUACUUCAAGAUUUCUUUGACACUAAUGCCUAUCCGAAGGAUGACGAGAUUGAGCAGCUGUCCACUGUGCUCAAUCUCCCCACUCGUGUCAUUGUUGUAUGGUUCCAAAAUGCCCGCCAGAAAGCUCGUAAGAGCUAUGAGAACCAGGCAGAUUGUAAAGACAAUGAGAAGAAAGAGCUCACUAAUGAGCGUUACAUCAGAACCAGUAACAUGCAGUACCAGUGUAAAAAGUGCAACAUUGUGUUCCCACGUAUCUUUGACCUCAUCACUCACCAAAAAAAGCAGUGUUACAAGGAUGAGGAUGAAGAAGGGAAUGAGGACACCAAUUUUGAGGAGUAUUUAGAUUCUGGAGAGCAAGGUCCAGCUAAGACUAUCCAAAUAGCCCCAGAGCUCCCCAAACAACAUCAAGCAACUGCCACCAACUCUGCCUCAAGCUCCCCUCCAAUGCCCUCUCCUCACCCCAACAUGGGCAAGACCUCCCCCAAGCCUGAGAUACCCCCUGAAACUAAACUUAAGCAGGCUGAGACAACUCCGUCUCCAAUGAUUAAGUCAGUGCCAGACCCUAGACCUUCCAAGGCUUCCACCCCUCAGCCACCACCUCAGAAACCUCUCCAGUCCCAGAUGACAAGACCCCAUUCCCAGCCACAGUCAGCUUCAGUGCCAUCAAGCCCCCUCUCCCUGGCUCUUUCCUCACUCACCAACAGCCUCCCUCACCAGAUGCUUCAAUACCAAUGUGACCAGUGUAAGAUUGCCUUCCCCACUUUGGAGCUAUGGCAGGAGCACCAGCACAUGCAUUUCCUGGCUGCUCAAAAUCAAUUUCUUCACUCCCAGUUCCUGGAGAGGCCCCUCGAUAUGCCCUAUAUGAUAUUUGACCCCAACAACCCACUAAUGGCAAGUCAACUGCUGUCUGGAGGGCUCUCCCAAAUGCCUUCUCAGAGCAGCUCUGGUUUAGCCUCUGCCCCGGGGUCUGGGGCAAUGAAGAGGAAACUUGAUGAAAAAGAGGAAAGUGCCACUGAUAAAGAUGGUGGCAACAGUGGUGAAGAGCAACACAGAGAUAAACGCUUAAGAACCACCAUCACACCAGAACAACUGGAGAUUCUCUAUGACAAAUACCUACUGGACUCUAACCCGACACGAAAGAUGCUAGACCACAUUGCACGAGAGGUUGGCCUGAAAAAGAGAGUUGUGCAAGUGUGGUUCCAGAACACCCGUGCAAGAGAGAGAAAGGGGCAGUUCAGAGCUAUAGGGCCCUCCCAGUCCCACAAAAAGUGUCCCUUUUGCAGAGCACUAUUCAAGGCUAAAUCAGCUCUUGACAGCCACAUUAGGUCUAGACACUGGCAUGAGGCUAAACAGGCAGGUUUUAGCUUGCCACCAAGCCCAAUGAUGAAUCAAGACAACGAGAGAGGCGAAAGCCCAAAUAAGUACAAUUUCUUUGAGUAUCCACAGCUACUUACUAAGACUGAGCCGCAUGAGUAUGAACUGCCAGCUGCAUCCUCAACUCCAGUAAAACCAUCUGAGACACAGCUAAAAAACUUCUUGAGCCCUUCAUCCUUAAAAGCAGAAAACUGUGAUGAAACUGAAGGGCCUAAUAUACAUUCUGCAGAGGCCUCAUCAUAUGACCUCAACAAGAUGGAUUUUGAUGAGACAUCAUCAAUUAACACAGCCAUAAGUGAUGCCACAACUGGAGAUGAGGGCAACAACAAUGAGAUCGAGAGCUUCACAGCUAAUGGAGGAGACAAACUGAGCGACAGCAAAAUCAACCCUGGCACGAGUUCUGAUGGGAUUGAUGAAAGGUACCAGUUCAGCAUGGUGAGCCCUGCCCUCAGCUUCUCUGGAAAAGACUGUGACACAUACUUCAGCUCCAGAGAUGAUGAAAUUGAUGAUGUCAAUGACAGAAGUGAAUCAUCAAGCCUAGCUGAUCCCAGUUCCCCUAGUCCUUUUGGAGGGGGACACCCCUUCAAUAAGACUGGGAAAGGCAGCAGUAGUGGGGAUAGGCCAGGCCACAAGCGCUUCAGAACACAGAUGAGUAAUUUGCAACUUAAAGUCCUCAAGGCCUGUUUCAGUGAUUACCGCACCCCCACAAUGCAAGAGUGUGAAAUGCUAGGUAAUGAGAUUGGACUCCCCAAACGUGUGGUCCAGGUGUGGUUCCAGAAUGCCCGCGCUAAAGAAAAGAAGUUCAAGAUAAAUAUUGGAAAGCCAUUUAUGAUAAGUCAAGGCUCACCCGAAGGGCCCAGGCCUGAGUGUACUUUGUGUGGUGUGAAGUACACCGCCCGGAUGUCCGUCCGUGACCACAUCUUUUCAAAACAGCACAUUACCAAAGUGCAAGAAACCCUGGGGAACCAGGUGGACAGAGAAAAGGACUACCUAGCACCGACCACUGUCCGUCAACUGAUGGCCCAGCAAGAGCUGGACCGCAUGAAGAAGGCUGGCGAAAGCCUUGGCCUGCCUGCCCAGCAGCAGCAGACUGCAGUGGACACCAACAAUGCACUUCAUGGCCUCAGUCUGCCCUCAGGCUACCCAGGGAUCUCUGCCCUACCACCAGUCCUUCUUCCUGGGGUCAAUGGGCCAUCAUCCCUCCCUGUUUUCCCACCCAACACACCUGCUUUAGCGUCUCCCGGUGCUGGCAUGCUUGGGUUCCCUACACCAGCCACCCCCUCUCCUGCCAUGUCUCUCAGCACUACCCCAACCAAGACUCUUCUGCAGACUCCUCCUCCUCCUCCACCUCCUCCUCCACCUCCUCCUCCUGUUCCCUCCACACCCUUGGCAGCAGUUAAUCAUACAGAGCAGCAAGGUAAAGAUUCAGAGAGAGACAGCAGCAAGAAACCAGGGGACAAGCCACCUCAGAUGAAGCUCAAGGAACGAGAAAAUGAGAGCAGUUCACGCCCAGAGACCCCCAGCAUGGCCAAGAAGAAGGAAAAAUCAUGCUCAGCUUCAGGAAAACUAGGAAGUGAGGCUCUCAUAGAUGCUGCUCAGCUGCAGGCUUUACAGAAUGCCAUUGCUGCUGGCGACCCCAGCUCCUUCCUGGGUGGCCAGUUCCUGCCCUAUUUUCUUCCUGGGUUUCCCAACUGCUUCUCUCCCCAGCUGCCCAGAGGGGUCCAAGCAGGGGGCUAUUUCCCGCCACUGUGUGGGAUGGAAAACCUGUUUCCUUAUGGCCCAGCCACUGUCCCACAAGCUGCCAUGGCCGCCGGUCUAUCACCUACCGCUCUCCUGCAGCAGUACCAGCAGUACCAGCAGUCCCUCCAGGAUUCACUGCAGAAACAACAGCAGCAGCAGCAGAAGCAGCUUGAGCAACAACAGAAACAACAACAACAGCAGCAGCAGAAAUCAACCCAUGUGAAGACAUCUCAGAGUGUGCAGAGCACCACUACCACCAAUUCCCUCAAACCAAAAGAAGCUACGGAGGCUAAGGAUGACACCAACAAAGGCUCUUCAACAGAAAGCACAAAAGAAGAACCGAAAACAGAUACCAAAAGUACCACAGAUUUUCCAGAUGCUUUUAUCGUACCGUCCGUCAAGCAUGAAUUUAUAUGCAGGAAGUGCCAGAUGAUUUUUGCUGAUGAAGAUUCAGUGGUACGUCAUCAGAAGUCCUUCUGUUACUUCGGACAUCCUUUUACUGACCUGCAAGAGACAGUGCUUCGAAAGGCAGUGAGCAAAUACACUUGCAUUGCCUGCAAUGUGGUUGUUAAUGGGAAUGAAGCACUUGGCCAACACCUUCAGUCGAGCUUGCACAAAGAGAAAACAAUCAAACAAGCAAUGAGAAAUGCCAAAGAGCAUACUAGAUUAUUACCUCACUCUGUCUGCUCCCCUACUCCUAACACCACAUCUACCUCGCAGUCUGCAGCUUCUUCUAAUAACACCUUUCCUCAUCUCUCUCGCUUGUCCAUGAAGUCCUGGCCAAAUGUCCUGUUCCAGGCCACCACAGCCCGGAAAGCUGCUUCCUCCUCCUCCCCGUCUGCCUCCCCUCCUCCUCCCCUCUCCUCACCUUCAACGGUUACCUCAACUUCCUGCAGCACCUCAGGGGUUCCAACCUCACUACCCACCGAGAGUUGUUCAGAUGAGUCUGACAAUGAGCUAAGCCAGAAGCUGGAUGACUUAGAUAACGCGUUGGAAGUCAAGGCUAAGCCGGCCUCUGGCCUAGACGCGAGCUUCAGUAGUAUCAGAAUGGAUAUGUUCAGUGUGUAGGAGUGAAAAAAAGGAUCCCUUGCUUAAAGAAAAAAAUAAGACUUUUUAAACUGCAGUUCCAAAGUUUCUCUUAACCCAAAAAAUUACAGUACCAAAUGAUUGACUCAGGAUUGUUUUUCCCAUAUUGAUAUGCUGGCAAGAUAUUGAUUGAUUUUUGUUAUGGACAGAACUGUUGCAGAUGCUUGACUGAGCUUAUAUUGUAUACAAAAACACGGAGUAGGAAAAAAUCCCACAGGCUCCCUUGGGGGGGCUUGUUUCAAGCCAAAAACUCUCACGAUAGCAAAUUGCACCUCAGCUGGAUUGUUUUCCAAAUGCUAGCAUGUACUGUAUGGGAUGACGAUCCAGAACCCUCAAAGAGAAUCUCUCUUAGUUUAGAUAGGUGUAAUUCAGUAGCUUUAAAUUCUCAGGUCAGAACAUAACAUUUCUCAUUUGUUAAAGCAGCAACAAGCCUGGGUACACUUGGCUUAUAACCAAAACAUGUCAAGCUUUAUCGGACGCAUUUCCUUGAUGUGUAUAGAGUACCAAGAGACAAUAUUACUGUUACAAUGGACGAUGUGCAUAUCCUUUUAGUUUUUGCCCUACAAAGACAGUAUGGUUUUGCCACUGAGGGAAUUUAGAAUGGUGAAGUAAAUGUGUAUGAUGCCCCUGUGUUUGCCAGUUUGUAUUACAACAAGCUGUAUCUAUUUUCCACCCCCAUUUUUUUCUUGUAGAAUAUACUAAUCUGUGCCAACUCUUACCUUCUCACUUUUACCUCUGCUCACACCCUUUUCUGAAGAGGUAAUAACUCUAGUUUUGAUAGACUCUUGAGGAUUAUGUGAAUAUAACAUUUUUCAUUUGUGAAUUGCUGUACUGUUACGGUACCUGCUUGUGUCUGGACUAUAGUGCACUUAUUUUGUUUUUAUUUGUCUUUUUAUUAUUAUUUGGGUAGGCCAUUUGUUAAUUUAAUAGAUUUUUUUUCUGUUUGUCUGUCCGUCUGUAUGUAUGUAUGUAUGUAUGUAUGUAUGUAUGUAUGUAU